Molecule: messenger RNA, 801 nt
Organism: Panthera uncia (snow leopard)
Lineage: Eukaryota; Metazoa; Chordata; Mammalia; Carnivora; Felidae
Gene: SCO2
Product: protein SCO2 homolog, mitochondrial
Exons: 1
Coding region: 1-801 (266 amino acids)
Biological process (GO): intracellular copper ion homeostasis; mitochondrial respiratory chain complex IV assembly
Cellular component (GO): mitochondrial inner membrane
Molecular function (GO): copper ion binding; copper chaperone activity
Source: RefSeq, a predicted model, not a curated record
AUGCUGCUGCUGGUUCUGGCACCCAAGGCUUGGCACAGGCUCUCUCAUCUGAAGCCCCCAGCCCUCGUUUGGACCCCGGGAGGCAAGGCCAGACAUGUGAGGUGUCGGCUCCUGUCAAGGCAGGGCCCUGGAGACACAGGCAGGCAGAGCCGGCCCCAGGGCCCCGGGCUUGGAACUAGGCUGUUGAUCACCGCCUUGUUUGGGGCUGGGCUGGGUGGGGCCUGGCUGGCUGCCAGGGCUGAGAAGGAGCAGCGGCGGCAGCAACAGCGGACAGAGGCCCUGCGCCAGGCGGCUGUGGGCCAGGGUGACUUCAGCCUGCUGGACCACCAGGGACGGGCUCGCUGCAAAGCCGACUUCCGGGGUCAGUGGGUGCUGAUGUACUUUGGGUUCACUCACUGCCCCGACAUCUGCCCAGACGAGCUGGAGAAGUUGGUGCAGGUGGUACGGCAGCUGGAGGCUGAGCCCGGCCUGCCCCCGGUGCAGCCUGUCUUCAUUACUGUGGACCCCGAGCGGGACACCGUCGCAGCCAUGGCCCGCUACGUACAGGACUUCCACCCACGGUUGCUGGGCCUGACCGGUUCUGCUGAGCAGGUGGCCCGAGUGAGCCGCAGCUACCGAGUGUACUACAGCGCGGGCCCCAAGGACGAGGAUCAGGAUUACAUCGUGGACCACUCCAUUGCCAUCUACCUGCUCAGCCCUGACGGCCUCUUCACAGACUACUACAGCCGGGCCAGAUCAGCAGAGCAGAUCGCAGACAGCGUGAGGCGCCACAUGGCUGCCUUCCGCAGCGUCCUGCACUGA